Messenger RNA from Cladophialophora psammophila CBS 110553, 351 nucleotides. RefSeq lists its product as uncharacterized. The record is from RefSeq and is a predicted model, not a curated record. The coding region runs from base 1 to 351 and encodes 116 amino acids. The transcript has a single exon. NCBI's taxonomy places the organism in Eukaryota, Fungi, Ascomycota, Eurotiomycetes, Chaetothyriales, Herpotrichiellaceae.
AUGGGUGGUAAACGUCAUAUUGCGAAGCCCGAACGAUUUUGGGCAAUAGACGUAAAGAGAAAAUGUGUCUGUGCCUUGCCACCAGCAUCAAGAUACAUUACCCUAAAUUAUUGCUGGACACGUGGAGAGACUCUGAAACUAAUCAAGGCCAAUGCGGUUGGCCUUCUUCGAACUGGAUCUCUUGAGAAGGUGAUGCAAGAGCUCCCGCGGACGAUCCAAGAUGCCAUAGAGUUCGUCUUUGACUUCGGAGAAGCAUAUCUCUGGGUUGAUGCCCUUUGCAUCCUACAAGACUGCAACGACGAAAAGCAGUUCCAGCUCUCGCAGAUGGACAGGGUUUAUGGCUCAGCAUGA